AUGUCCCGAAUAGAAGAGCUCCCUGAUGACUUCGACGAGAGUCUCAGUCUCAAUGAAGCGCCCGCUGCGCCCUCGAUCGAGGAACUAUACGAACAACAUCUUUCCGGGCCCGGCCAGAAACAUGUCUCCUCCAAAAGUUUUGAAGAGAUUGUGCAGGACAUGAGCAAGACGCCCCUUUUCAUGAACAGCCUUGAUGAUGCGACUGCCGACGAUGGGGAAAACAUUAUGAUCGAGGCCAUCAAAGCCCUACAGUACGAAGGUACAAAGGCCGAAGUUGCCCAAGGAUUCAAAGAGCGUGGAAAUGAAAUGGUAGCCGAGAAGAAAUGGGCCGAUGCCAAAGAGUUCUAUUCUAAGGGGAUAGCAGUCUUGGUCGACCGCGGCGAGGACAAAUGGGACAAACCGCAAGACAUGGAGGCGGAGCAAAAACAACAAAGUCUGGUGGAAGAACAGCUCCAUGUCAAUCGAGCCCUGUGUAAUCUCGAGCUCAAAAACUAUCGUUCGACGACACUAGACUGCGCAGCAGCUUUGCGGAUCAACCCGACGAAUGUCAAGGCUCACUAUCGUUCGGCAUCCGCGCUCUUUGCGCUUGACAAAGUGCUCGAAGCACUCGAUGUCGCGUCUCGCGGCCUUAAAAUCGACCCGGACAAUGUCGUCCUCAAGAAGCUGUUAGACCAGAUCAGAGCUCGCGCAACGGUCAAGGAGCAACAGGACCGACGGCGACUGGCCGAGCAAAAGAGGAAACAACAAGAACAACUCGUGCUUGCGACGGCAUUAAAAGCAAGAAAUAUCCAACUUCGAGGCUCCAAGGAUCCCCCGAAUCUUGAAGACGCCUCCAUCCGAUUGUCGCCGGAUCCUCUGUCCCCCAAGAGCAUGCUGGAGUUCCCGGUGAUGUUUUUGUAUCCUAUGCACAACCAGUCCGAUUUCAUCAAAGCGUGGGCAGAGAAGCACGCUAUUGAGCAUCACCUAAGUUACAUUUUACCCCUGCCCUGGGACAGCAAGAACGAGUACAAACCGUCGACGGUCGACUGCUACAUGGACACGGUCAGCGGCGGAUUGAUGAAGAUCGGGAAAAGGCUAACGCUGCUGGAGGCGUUGUCUAAUGGCAAGACCGAGAUUGUAGAUGGACUUGUCAGGAUAUACGUGGUCCCAGUAUCACUGGCAGCCCAGUGGAUAGACGAGGUGAAGCGGAAAAAGAACAAGUAG
This is a messenger RNA of Exophiala spinifera, 1203 nucleotides long. RefSeq lists its product as uncharacterized. Bases 1 to 1203 code for a protein of 400 amino acids. The transcript is spliced from 3 exons. NCBI's taxonomy places the organism in Eukaryota, Fungi, Ascomycota, Eurotiomycetes, Chaetothyriales, Herpotrichiellaceae. Gene Ontology annotation, biological process: protein folding. Gene Ontology annotation, molecular function: Hsp90 protein binding. The record is from RefSeq and is a predicted model, not a curated record.